Messenger RNA from Radiomyces spectabilis, 1374 nucleotides. Its product is annotated as tryptophan synthase beta subunit-like PLP-dependent enzyme. The transcript has 8 exons. Bases 1 to 1374 code for a protein of 457 amino acids. Gene Ontology annotation, cellular component: cytoplasm. Lineage: Eukaryota; Fungi; Mucoromycota; Mucoromycetes; Mucorales; Radiomycetaceae. Gene Ontology annotation, molecular function: cysteine synthase activity; cystathionine beta-synthase activity. The record is from RefSeq and is a predicted model, not a curated record.
AUGCCUCUCGAUCAGCAACCACCGGCUAUUACCACCCACAUCUCGGAUGGUAUUGGCCUGACGCCUAUGCUUGAUAUCGGCGCCCACAGUAAUGUUCAAAUCCUGGCUAAACUCGAGUUUCAGAAUCCUACUGGAAGCAUCAAGGAUCGCAUGGCCAAGUAUUUACUGCAAGAAUUUGAACGUCGUCAUGACAUGGACCCCAAGGACAACAAGAAACGAACACUUAUCAUUCCUACCAGUGGUAAUCUCGGUAUUGCCAUCGCGACAUUAGCCGCCAAACGAAAGUAUCGCAUCAUCGCUAUUGUGCCCGAACGUACGUCCAAUGAUCGUGUUUCGGUUCUCAAAGCGUUGGGUGCCGAAAUUUUGCGAUCGCCCAAUGAAGCUCGUCCAGAAGCGCCCGAAAGCGCUUAUUCAGUGGCAGCACGUCUGGCUGAACAGCUUCCCGACGCUCAUGUUUUGGACGAGGUGGCUCUGAGGGACGUUUCUGCUUACGAUGACCUUGCGGAAGAGAUCCUUCAGCAGACUCAGAUGCAGUUGGAUUUCUUAGUGGUCGGUGUAGAGACCGGCGCGACAGUGACAGGGCUGGGUAACUAUAUCAAAAAGCGAUUGCCAUCCGUCAAAGUGAUUGCUGUUGAACCGACCGAAUCCAUCAUCAGCGGUUCGCACGGUCAUCCCAUUCGCGCCGACUGGAAACUCGAAGAUCUUGGCAACAAUUUUACUCCAUCCACUCUGCAAAAAUCGGUGGUGGAUGAAUGGAUCAAGGUUACAGAUAAAGAAGCCUUCUCCAUGGCGAGACGGUUGAUUCGAGAUAACGGUGUCUUGUGCGUGGUGGUCAUGAACGACACCGCCAAGAAUUACACUUCCACGCUCUUGUCGGAUGACUGGUUCUUUGAGAACGAUCUUGCCGAUGAUGUGAUCUCGCGUGAAUUGGAAUAUUUGUCGAAUGACCGUUAUCGCGCUGCCAGUGUGGAAGAUUUGCAGUUGCCUGCUGCGGUCACGAUUACCCCCUCAGCUACCGCCUCGCAUGCCAUGGACCUGAUGCUGGAGCGCGAAUACUCACAGCUGCCGGUCAUCAAUGCAUCAAAUAAGAAACUCGUCGGUUACGUAUCCUUGGACGCUUUACAAGCAAGGUUGGAACAAGGGUCUAUCAAACCCGGCGAUUCCAUUGAACAAGCCAUGUUUAGCUUCAAAAAACAAGCCGGCGCUCAAUCAAAAUAUCAACUCAUUACACCCGAUACCAGUCUGGCUGAUCUUGCAAAAUUCUUUGAAAAGAAUUCCUUUGCCAUGGUCACCGAUGUGGGACGAAAAUGGUGUUUGGGUGUGGCAACAAAGUACGAUCUCAUCAGCUUUUUGCAUCGUCGACAGUUCCUCUAA